AUGGGAAGUUCCACACCUUAUCUUGUAGUUGAGAACAAGAAGUUUAAAGAGGAAAACUUUUUGAAGCUUCAAGAUACAUUCACGAAGCAAAAUUUCUCCGAUGGAAAGAAAAAUGCAAAUUCCAAGGCUAGUUGCAGAAUUGCUAAGGGUGGAAAUGCUUCUGCUGGUUCUAACACAUACAAAAUCGCGAAUAGAGGGAUUGCUGUCCAUCAUUCAGGCCUGCUCCCCAUUAUCAAGGAACUCGUGGAACUACUUUUCCAAGAAGAACUAGUUAAGGCUCUUUUUGCCACGGAGACGUUCACCAUGGGGUUGAAUAUGCCUGCAAAAACUGUUGUUUUCUCAAGUGUCAAAAAAUGGGAUGGUGAUAGUCAUCGUUAUAUUGGAUAUGUGGAGUAUAUCCAGAUGAGUGGUAGAGCUGGGCGUCCUGGUAAAGAUGAGAUGGGUUUUUGUUUUAUAAUGGUGGACGAUAAAAUGGAGAUGAAUACCCUUAAGGACAUGGUUUUAGGCAAGCCUGCACCAUUGCUCAGUACUUUCAGGUUGAGCUACUACUCAAUUCUGAAUUUAAUGAGUCGUGCCGAGGGACAAUUUACAGCUGAGCAUGUCAUUAGAAAUUCCUUCCAUCAAUGUCAGCAUGAGAAGACAUUACCUGAGAUUGCGAAAAAGGUGGCACUGCUCGAAGAGGAAGCUGCUGUACUUGAGUUGAAAGGACGGGCAGCUUGCCUGAUAGAUACCGGGGAUGGGCUACUUGUCACAGAAUUGAUGUUCAAAGGCACCUUCAAUGAUCUUGACCAUCAUCAAGUUGCAUCUUUGGGUGCUAAAAAAAUAGCAAAGAUACAACGGAAGUGUAAACUAGAAAUCAAUGUGGAUGAAUAUGUUAAGGCGUCUGUUAGACCAUUCUUGAUGGAUGUGAUUUACUGUUGGUCAAAGGGAGCAACUUUUGCAGAAGUUGUUGAAAUGACAGAUAUUUCUGAAGGUAGUAUCAUACUAGCCGCGAGAAGGCUCGAUGAAUUUCUAAACCAGCCGAAAGGUGCUGCGCAUACCGGGGAAGUUGGUUUGGAGGAAAAUUUUGCGGCAGCAAGUAAAAGCCUUCGUCGAGGUAUAAUGUUUGCAAAUUCUGUGAAGUAG
Messenger RNA from Striga hermonthica, 1125 nucleotides. Lineage: Eukaryota; Viridiplantae; Streptophyta; Magnoliopsida; Lamiales; Orobanchaceae. The record is from the annotation of a GenBank genome assembly.